Rubroshorea leprosula is the source of this 2887-nucleotide messenger RNA. The record is from the annotation of a GenBank genome assembly. NCBI's taxonomy places the organism in Eukaryota, Viridiplantae, Streptophyta, Magnoliopsida, Malvales, Dipterocarpaceae.
AAAAGGACAUUUCGAGGAAUUCUCUUUGGUACUUGCCAAUAAUACCUCGCCUUCAGAGGCUAUACAUGUCUCGAAAAAUAGCUGAGCACAUGACAUGGCAUUUGAAAUGUUGUGGUGAUACGGAUGAGGUCAUUCAUCCAGCACAAUCAGAAGCAUGGAGACAUUUUGAUCAAAUUCAUCCUUCUUUUAAAAGAGAACCUCGUAAUGUUCGAUUAGAGAUGUGCAUGCGACCAGAGUUUACUUUUCUUACAUUGGUCAUUGCAGGUCCAAAAAGCCCAGGUUAUGGCAUGGUGGCUGGUUGGAGCACUCAUGGCCAAUUGUCAUGUCUUUACUGUAUGGAGAUGACACAAUCUUUUUAUCUUCAAAAUGGUCGGAAACCAUUUUUUUUUGAUUGUCAUCAUCAGUUUUUACCAGAAUCACAUUCUUUUAGAUUUGAUCAGAGUAAUUUCUUGAAGGGUCGGGUUGAAUUAGGCAGUCCUCUUCCUCGAUUGGAUGGUGUUUCAAUGCGUCACCUUCUUGAUGUGUUGUUUGGGAAACCCUUUGAAAACCAAACAAUUGAGGGUUUUGGGAACAUCCAUAAUUGGGUGAAAAGGUUAUUUGGGAUGAAAAGUCAUGAUUGUCAUGUUUUCAUGCAACGACUAAUUCCAGUUGCUUUUCGUGGUUUAUUGCCAUCUGCUAUUUGGGGUUCUUUGACCGACAUUAGUAACUUCGUUCGUUCACUUUGUUCCUUGGUCAUUAAAGUUACUGAGAUGCACAAGUGGGAGGCAAAGAUUGUUGAAAUAAUUUGUAAGUUAGAAAUAAUAUUCCCCCCAGCAUUCUUUGAUUCUAUGGAACAUCUAGCAAUUCAUCUUCCAUAUGAGGCCAGAGUUGGUGGUCCUGUUCAAUUUCGUUGGAUGUACCCAUUUGAAAGGCGCAUGCGCAAACGUAAGAGUACCAUAGGAAAUAAAAAUCAUGUUGAGGCAUCAAUUGUUGAGGCAUUUAUAUUAUACGAGAUAUCCCACUUCUGCUCUCGUUAUUUUGGGGAUGAUGUUGAGACAAGUUGGAAUCAGCCUCUAAGGAACUAUGGUGGCAUUGGAACCAAUGUCCCAGGAACCACCAUUAAUUCUCCAAAUGAAACUGAUUAUUAUGGUGUCUUAAAAGAGGUGAUCGAGUUAUUGUAUUAUGGACACUCAUGCCAUCAAGAGACUAUAAUAUUGUUUAAUUGUGAUUGGUAUGACACGAACCGAGGAAUACGUGUCAAUGUUGAACACGGAAUUGUUGAUGUCAAUACAAGGUUUAAACUUUCAACGGGGGAGCCAUUCUGCCUUGUUAGUCAAGCACAACAAGUUUAUUAUACUCCAUAUCUGGCAGCCAUGGAUAGAACUACCCGGGGAUGGUUGGCAGCAUGUAAAAUCAAAUCUAGACAUCUAAUUGAGACCUCAUCUACCUCAUCUUCAGGAGAGGUUAAUGAUAUUUUUCAAGAUGAUGACCCCUCCAUAAUGCAAGGCUCUUCAUUUGCUAUAGAUUUAACUGCAUACCAAUCACUUCAACUAUGUGCAAAAGGUGUUACAGAAGGUGAGGUUGAUGCUAAUACAUCUGAAGAAGAGGAGGACUAUGGAGAAGAAAAAGAUUCAGAAUCCUCAGGAAAUAGUGAUAAUGUUGAGGAUGAAUGUCUGGAAAUCCUGCAGAGUGACAAUCUCAGGGAUAAGAAGUUGAAAUGGGACAAGAAGUCAGCCUAUGUCCCAUGUUGGAUCCCAACUCAUAUAUGGCCUCAGCUGCUGACAUAUUGGGACUCUGAUGAAUAUAAGAGGCUCAGUGCAAGGGGAGCAAAGAAUAGGAGCUCUGGGGAAAGGGUGACUCACACCACUGGGUCCAUUAGCUUUGGCAUUCAUGAGAUGCGGAUGACUAAGUCUAGAGGUGGUGUGCAACCUCCCCAUCAGGAGAAAUUCAAGGAGACGCACACCUUCAGAAAAAAGGCGGGAAAGGAUCAAGAGCCAGCGUGGAUCAAUGAAAAAGCAAAGUAUCGAUAUGAUACUUAUGUUGUGGAGUGCACAGAUAGUCAUGGCUCUGAUGCUAGUUCAUGGCCAUGCAUGGAUAACGAGGCAUGGGUUAAGGCUGUUGGAGGCUGCUCAUCUAAUUUCAUGCCAGGGAGUGGCUCCCAAGUAAAUCUAGAGAUGGUUGGUUUUACUUACAAGAAGAGACAACCCCGAGAAAACUUAAUAGCAGCACUGAUGGCGUCUGACUAUGAGGAGUUAGAAAGACAAUGCCAACAAAUUGCUCUGAUGCAACAGCAGCUGGCCAAUAUGACAGAAGCUCAGAAUAAUAUGAGCCAGACAAUCGCACAGUCUGUUGCAGCGGCUCUAGCCGUUCAUAGCAUCUCCCCUCAGGCAGGUCAUCAUCCAAUUGCCCCACCACAGCCGUCACAUGGUCCUAGCUCAAGUCUUCGCAUGAAUUCAGCUUUCACUUACUCCACUGAUUCUACACAAACCUCUCCUAUGGUCCUUGAAUGUCAGCAGCAGCGGUAGUUUCUGCCUCAAGAUGAUGAUGCAUACCAUCCUACUUUUGAUCCAGACUAUUAGGGUCCUUAGUUUUUUUAUUUUUCUACUACGCACAUUAUCUGCAUACUUUGCAUGGUUAGCUUUAUUUCUAUUAGUACUUUAAACUGUUAGCUUUAGCUUUUAUUACGAUAUAUUUUCUUAUUUUGCUUGACCUCCAGUGAUCAUACUUUAAAAGGAAACAUUAGGAGAUAAUCAUUGGGGAAAUGGUGUUUUGCAAAUCUUCAUCUAUUGAGAUAAUAUUUAAUUAAUUUUUUAGGUUAUCUAGUUGUAUUUUAACUUUGUCAUUUUAUUCUUUUUUUUUUUAAGUUAUGUUUUAAUCUUUAAUUUAAAUAAAUAAAUAAAUAAUUUUU